Messenger RNA from Kogia breviceps (pygmy sperm whale), 978 nucleotides. RefSeq names its product forkhead box B1 (gene FOXB1). Gene Ontology annotation, biological process: regulation of transcription by RNA polymerase II; anatomical structure morphogenesis; cell differentiation. Gene Ontology annotation, molecular function: DNA-binding transcription factor activity, RNA polymerase II-specific; RNA polymerase II cis-regulatory region sequence-specific DNA binding. The coding region runs from base 1 to 978 and encodes 325 amino acids. The record is from RefSeq and is a predicted model, not a curated record. Lineage: Eukaryota; Metazoa; Chordata; Mammalia; Artiodactyla; Physeteridae. The transcript has a single exon.
AUGCCUCGGCCCGGCCGCAACACGUACAGCGACCAGAAGCCGCCGUACUCGUAUAUCUCGCUGACCGCCAUGGCCAUCCAGAGCUCGCCCGAAAAGAUGCUGCCCUUGAGCGAGAUCUACAAGUUCAUCAUGGACCGCUUCCCCUACUACCGGGAGAACACGCAGCGCUGGCAGAACAGCCUGCGCCACAACCUUUCCUUCAACGACUGCUUCAUCAAGAUACCGCGGCGGCCGGACCAGCCCGGCAAGGGCAGCUUCUGGGCGCUGCACCCCAGCUGCGGGGACAUGUUCGAGAACGGCAGCUUCCUGAGGCGCCGCAAGCGCUUCAAGGUGCUCAAGUCGGACCACCUGGCGCCCAGCAAGCCCGCUGACGCGGCGCAGUACCUGCAGCAGCAGGCCAAGCUGCGCCUCAGCGCGCUGGCGGCCUCGGGCACGCACCUGCCGCAGAUGCCCGCCGCCGCCUACAACCUGGGCGGCGUGGCGCAGCCGUCGGGCUUCAAGCAUCCCUUCGCCAUCGAGAAUAUCAUCGCGCGCGAGUACAAGAUGCCUGGGGGACUGGCCUUCUCCGCCAUGCAGCCCGUGCCCGCCGCCUACCCGCUCCCCAACCAGUUGACUACCAUGGGCAGCUCGCUGGGUACUGGCUGGCCGCACGUGUACGGUUCGGCGGGCAUGAUCGAUUCGGCCACCCCCAUCUCCAUGGCUAGCGGCGAUUACAGCGCCUACGGCGUGCCCUUGAAGCCUCUGUGCCACGCAGCGGGCCAGACGCUGCCCGCCAUUCCCGUGCCCAUUAAGCCCACGCCGGCCGCAGUGCCCGCGCUGCCCGCGCUGCCCGCGCCCAUCCCCACCCUGCUCUCGAACUCGCCGCCCUCGCUCAGCCCCACGUCCUCUCAAACAGCCACCAGCCAAAGCAGCCCCGCCACUCCCAGCGAAACGCUCACCAGCCCGGCCUCCGCCCUGCACUCAGUGGCGGUGCACUGA